CAAGUGUAUGCCAAAACCGGCUGCACGAGCUCGGCUUGGUUUUUGAGGAAUUGUUUGUCGUGGAGUGUGGUGGAAGCUUAGAAAAAUUCGAAGCCCUUCUGCGGGGAUACUACGGAGCACCAGCACCCGGCGCUUUCGUAGAGGGAACAACAAGACAACCAGGACACGAAGUUGUACGAUCAUCUUCUUCGAGUUCAUACAAUGCACUUG
Molecule: messenger RNA, 210 nt
Organism: Amoebophrya sp. A25
Lineage: Eukaryota; Dinophyceae; Syndiniales; Amoebophryaceae
Source: the annotation of a GenBank genome assembly